This is a messenger RNA of Aegilops tauschii subsp. strangulata, 2194 nucleotides long. Its product is annotated as DUF21 domain-containing protein At2g14520. NCBI's taxonomy places the organism in Eukaryota, Viridiplantae, Streptophyta, Magnoliopsida, Poales, Poaceae. Gene Ontology annotation, biological process: intracellular manganese ion homeostasis; magnesium ion homeostasis. Gene Ontology annotation, cellular component: cytoplasm. The record is from RefSeq and is a predicted model, not a curated record.
CACGCCGCAGCCGGUCGAGCUCAGCCCACUCCACCCCAGAGCAGAGCCGCGAGCACACAAUCUAGCUAGCUAGCCAGCAAGCCAGUUACGCUAGCUAGCGCUCGACACCGCGGCACUGCUCGGCUCGGUCCCCUUCUCCCUCGCGGGAGCACGCGGAGAGGCGACCGAGGAUCGACCGACCGCCGGCCGGCGAGCGAUGUCGAGCCACGAGGCGUGCUGCGGGACCAUGUUCUGGGUGUACCUGCUGUCCUGCGCGGGGCUGGUGAUGUUCGCGGGGCUCAUGUCGGGGCUCACCCUGGGCCUCAUGUCGCUCAGCCUCGUGGACCUGGAGGUGCUGGCCAAGGCCGGCACCCCGCAGGACCGGCGCAACGCCGCCAGGAUCCUGCCCGUCGUCAAGAACCAGCACCUCCUCCUCUGCACGCUCCUCAUCGGCAACUCCCUCGCCAUGGAGGCGCUCCCCAUCUUCCUCGACUCCCUCGUGCCCUCCUUCGGGGCCAUCCUCAUCUCCGUCACCCUCAUCCUCGCCUUCGGUGAGAUCAUGCCGCAGGCCAUCUGCACGCGCUACGGGCUGAGCAUGGGGGCCAAGGCGGCGCCCAUCGUCCGGGUGCUCCUCGUCGUCUUCUUCCCGGUCGCCUACCCCAUCAGCAAGCUUUUGGAUUGGUUACUGGGAAAGGGUCAUGUUGCACUUAUGAGGAGAGCUGAGCUGAAAACAUUAGUUGAUAUGCACGGCGAUGCGGCCGGGAAAGGUGGAGAGCUGACCCAUGAUGAAACUACUAUCAUUGCAGGAGCAUUAGAGAUGACUCAAAAGAGUGCAAAAGAUGCCAUGACUCCCAUAUCUGAAACCUUCUCACUUGACAUAAAUGCCAAGCUGGAUGUGCAUACGGUGGGUAUGAUAAUGACCAAAGGGCACAGCCGUAUUCCUAUAUACUCUGGAAGACCAAGCAAUAUCAUCGGUCUUAUAUUGGUAAAAAACUUGCUUACUUGCCGACCUGAGGAUGAGGUGCCCACUAGACAUGUUACUAUCAGAAAAAUUCCAAGGGUGGCUGAUGAUCUUCCUCUCUAUGACAUUCUAAAUGAGUUUCAGAAAGGUCACAGCCACAUGGCUGUGGUUGUUAAACGCACUAAAGAAGACGGAGCAUCUGCCGAAAAGAAUAACAGUUUUACACCAGAUUACAAAAUGACCAACGGGCAUGCUCAUGCUGAUGGUCUGGGUCUGUCACCCUCGCAUGUCAACAUUUCCGGAAGUCGUCGAAAUAACAAUGACAAGUACAGUAAGAAAAUUGAAAGAAAACGGGACAACAUUCUUGAUUUCAACACCGAUCCACUUCCUCACUAUUCAAUGGAUGAGGAAGCGGUGGGAAUAAUUACGAUGGAAGAUGUCAUGGAGCAACUGCUGCAGGAAGAUAUCUUGGAUGAAACAGAUGAGUAUGUUGAUGUGCAUAACAAGAUCAAAAUAAACAUGUUACCGCCAGGCAAAUCAUUGUCGCCUCUUAUAUCUCCUAGUGGUGGACCUCUGUCUCAAGGACUAAGAAAGACCCCUAUGGCUUCUCCAUUGUCGCCGUACCAUAAUGGCGGCUCCAUCUUACGUUCCCCUGUUACAAACCAUGCUCGAUCACCUGGGACUUUACCGACGAUGUUUUCUCCUGGAAGGUCACCGGCAUCUCAAACUCCCGUGCGCGGUUCGCCGACUUCAAGUUGGGUCUCGAGGAAUUCGUACCGAAAUCCAUAGAAAUGGUGGUGAGAGCUGAUGCCAAAGAGCUCAGGGGGCAACAAUCCCAGUUGAGGUCACUCCCAAGAUCAAAUUGAGGCACUGAAGAGUGUAGGGUCAAAGAAUGAAGACCCCACAGCUCUCUCCUUUGUUGCUGGUCCUUGUUUAUUUAUGAUUUUCUUGUACAUAUAUAUAUGUCCCUUAGCAUCUGAACUGAGUAUGGAUGAGCUCUCACCACCUACUGUAGACGCCCUUUUUGCCAAACUUGUAGCAACCAUUGCAGAAGAAAACUGCGGAGAGAAACAACGUAAACGAAACGCAUUCUGUAUGUAUCGCGCAUCUGUGCUAGUAUUCUUGUUUGUCAGCCGCCAUUGUACUCACUCAAACUCAAGUAUAGCAGCUGUUGGUGCUAGUACUGCUGAUGGCUGCCCCCAUUUAUGUAUGAAUUGUACAAGCUUAUGUUUCUAAUGAGUUUCAUUGUGAAUA